UGUUAGGUGAAGAUAUUGACAAGAUAUAGAGUCUUAUGAAUACCUUGAAUCGCUAUGUGAGAAUAGCUGGGAUGCGGUUCUCAUCACUCAAAUGCAGGACCGAUCUUCUCUAGUACCUUAUUUACCAGUUGAGAGAAGGGGUUGAGUGCACUGACCACUUCACUUCCUUGAAAAGUGGAAUCAGCGUUGGUGAGUCAGUUACCAAUGAAAUCUCGCACGGAUGCAACAGGCUCAUCUGAUCUGUGCUAAAUUACACUAUUUGUGCAACCAUGAUGAUGUUCGGAUGCGUACUGAAAGUCGAGUGUACUGUGGUGCAGUUUGCCCUGCUUUACUGUAUAGCUGUAAAAUUAAGCAAUUAAAGGUGGUGGAUAUUAGAAUGCUUCAGGUAUUCGACCAGUGUUACGUUGAAAUCAUUGGCUGUGUGUUGUGCUGUCAUGAUACCAGUAACAUAGAAGUCCAUCACAGGGUUUUAGGGAGAAGAGGAAAGCCAUCACCAGAAUGUUUGGGAUAUUCCGCCGACAAAGCUGUGGCUUACACACUGAAAAGAAGACUCAUCGAGACCGAAGCAACAUUAAGUUACUAAAUUUAAGGAUAUUAUCUAGUUGAAGGAAUUG
This is a messenger RNA of Heterobilharzia americana, 614 nucleotides long. NCBI's taxonomy places the organism in Eukaryota, Metazoa, Platyhelminthes, Trematoda, Strigeidida, Schistosomatidae. The record is from the annotation of a GenBank genome assembly.